AUGUCCGUCGCGUGCGAAACCCCGCGCGCGACGGCGCGCGCGACGUCGACGACGCGAGCGCGGACGUUCGUCGUCGACGUCGACGCGGGCGUGCGGGCGUCCGCGGACGAUUGGAGGGCGUCGAAGCGACAUCGGGGCGAGGGCGGCGAGACGCCGAGCGACGGCGCCCGAGGGGCGCGCGGCGGCGGCGUCGUCGACUCGAAGACCGGAGACGUCAUCGCGUGGAACGUCGGCGGGGAGUUCGGUGGAGACGUGUGCGUGAUUAAGAGCACGCGCGGGUGGGCGGUGCGCGUGGUGACGCCGAGCGCGUUGGCGCCGUCGUGCGCGUGCGCGUCGGACGGCGAACGGGUCGACGUCGUGUUGGCGACCGCCGAUGGGGCGUUCGUCGUGCGCGUGCGCGUGCGGUUGGAUGGUGAUUUCGAUGACGAUGGAUCCUACGAAGCGAUCGUCGGUCGGGCGCCGAGCUCGAUGAGUGGGGUACAGAGAAUCGGGGCGUGCGGCGCUGCGGCGGCUAUUUUGUGCGACGCGAGCGGAUGCGCGAUCGUUCGAACCGAUAGGUUAACCACGGUGUGUGAGCUUCAGACGUCGACGCUGAGUCGAGUUUGGAACACAAUCAAGGGUUCGAGCGGGCAGGCGGUGGUGGACGUGACCCCUCGGUGCGUGCGCGUCGGGGCGAAGGACUUGGUGGCCACGCUCUCGUCGGACGGCUUCGUGCAGGUUUGGGACGUCACAAACGCCAUUCACGCCUCGCAAGCCAGAACAACCGAUGGUUCGCUAAAACCGGCAACCGCGAAGGUCUCGCGCGUGUGCGGAUCGCACUUGCCUCCCGCACCCGGGACGAAGACGCCCGCGCCGGAUCGCGUGGCGACGUCGUUCGCGUGCGCGCCGUCGGAGAAAGGUCUCACGUUGAACGUCGUAGUGUCCUCUAGAUUAGCGCCAGUGGAGGCAGACGACGAAGCCGCCGCAGCAACGACAACGAUCGAAACAGCUGCGGAUGCCGCCACCUUGGCGUUCUACACGGUCAAGCACGGCGCGUUGGCUUUCGGGUCGUCCAUCGAGGGAUCCAAGGGCGUCGCUCGUGCGCUCGCGCUGACGCCCGAUAGCGUCGUCGCUGCGCUCGAGAAUUUCGACGACGACGACGCAUCGUCCACUUCGACUUCGACUCUACUGUCCUGGCCGCUGGACGCGCUCCAUCGCGCGCGAGAUCUUCGAUGCGGCGACGUCGAAGCCAACGUGCUCGCCGAGUGGGGGCACGCCGGUCGAGGCAACGGCGCGGCGGUUGAACUCCUCCGAAGGUUUGGUAAGCUAAAUGGGUACACUGCGGCCUCUGUGGCGAACAGCUUAGCCAGUGAAAUCGCUCUACGAGGUUUGAGCUCGGAGCUGGCGUUGCAAAAUACCUGCGAUGAGCUCGGUUUGGACGAAGCGAAAACCGCGAGCGACGCGCUCGUCGCCGCGGCUGGGGCGAACGCCAGCAUCCAGCGCGUCGUGGAGACGUGGUGUCGCGUAGCGCCUACGUAUGCUCGUGAGUGGUCGCGCGCGCACGCGCCGAUGGCCUUCCUUUUGGACACGGACGCGUCGUGGUCGUCGUCCCUCGUGCUACUGCGCGCGGGCGACGCGCUGGGCGCCAUUCGGGCAGGCGACGACGUUGAAGAGUCUCUGCUUCGCGCACAAAUCACGAACGAGGAUUCGCCGAUGUUGAACUUUAGUGGUGGUAAACGACAAGUGGUGUCGGCGCUCACCGCUCUGUUUGCGCGUUUGAACAGCGUUCUCGGUAGCUCGGCGUGCUCGGCGAUGGAUUUAAUCGCCGGUGGAUUGUGCGUGGACACGUCAACCUCAAGCAAGGCGACGGCGUUCGACAAUUACGACGAAAACAUCGAAGCGUCGAGCCACACCACAAAAGAUUGGCUUGAGUCUUUCGCUGGAGUGUUGAUCGGUGACGUCUUUCCAGCGGUGCAGAGCGACGAAACCGAGACGCAAGCGAAAUCCCGAAAGGCUUCGAGGCGCGCCAAGCAAAGAAUCGUCAUCCGUCUGUUACAAGAUGCGCUGAGCACGCUUGCAGAGCCAGCGCAAGCGCUUCGUGAGCGCGUUGAUGAAUGGACUCUGCCAUCGGAGGGACGAAGCCUCGGCGCCGUCGACGACGAGGCGAGUGAGAUGGACGAAUCGCAGUUUGUCGCGUUGGUUUUGAACGCCACCAAGCAACAAACUCGGGCACGCGUGGAGGUGUCGCGCGGAUUAGUGCUUCUUUUGGGAUGCAUUCGACUCGGUCCAAAGAUUGGCUUCGCCGCUGACGCCGCCGACUCCAUCACCAAUGCUUUGCCCGCUGCGAUGAGCGCGUAUCGCUCGGCGAUUCUCUCCUCUUGGCUCCUGACGGAGCGCAGAUCGAGCUUGAGCAUCAACCGCGAAGAUCCGCCUCGCUUGGCGGUCACCCUCGCGAAUUUAGAACAUCCUGAUAUUCUCGAAUGCUCUUCUUCCGUGGGCGAUCGCUUGCGAAGCGCCGGUACCUUACUCGCCUCAGCGCUCGACGCCAGCGACGACGAACCUUCGUCUCACACGCGACGAGUGAUAGAGAUCGGUACCACACUCUACGCCUCUGGCGAAGUCGACGCCCUCGGCACGCUACUUGCGUUUGCUCGGCAGCAAGUCCCCGGAAGCGAAUCGGUCGCCAAGGCGCCGUUCGACGCGCCGGCACCGCUGUUUCUGCAAGCGCUGUGGACGUGCGCGGAUUUGGUCGGUCUCAAUCAAACCGACGACGCAAACGCCGAGCGCAACGCCUCGAUCGACAGCGCGAUCGCAUUAUUCAGUAGAGCGGCUGCGUUUGUUCCAGAAGUCGCUGGUCCAGUCGACUCCCUCCUCGUGCAGCUGUUGCGAGUGAUUCAAAGCAUUCUGAUGGGUACCGACGACGCCGCGUUUCCAAACGACGUCGUCUCGCGCUUGGAGUACUACGAAAUUGUCAUGCUGUUCUUCGAGCGUCUCGGAUGCGCUCCAGGCGCUCAGGCGGCCGCAUACGCAGCGCUGCAUGAGGUUCGAGAUGAUGAAAACCAAAGUGCACGAUUGUGGGCCAAUGCGUUGCAAUACGCCACGGACGCCGGGGAUUGGCGCGCGGCGUAUUGCGCCGCUGCGAGCACUGCGGGCGAGCAUCGCCAGGCGGCGGCGAUGCGUCGACUCGUCGCCAGUGUUUGUGAAAGGGGUGCGAAGAACGGUGGCGCGGUGCUGAGCACGCUUUGCUUGGAUGAAAGCGAGCGAACGCAUUACGACACAAUCAUAAACGCGCUCGAGGGUAGGGCGUCCACAGCGCCAGUGGACUCGCAGCCGUCGCCGAGCGAGAUCUUGUACGGAUUCUACUUGAGUCGUGGGGACCCAGCCAAAGCGGCAGUAUCCAUGCACGAGUACGCCAAUCGUUUGAGCGAGCACACGAUCGAGAUCGCUCGUAAACCCGACGUAACGUACGACGAGCUGGUCGACGCUCUCGCGCGUCAUGCCUCGGCGGCGCUCUCCUCCGCCAACGCCUUGGCCAUGGUGUCGGAUCCCUGUUCGGUGAGCUUUGAAACGGUCGUAGAGGAUGAACACAUGGAAGGAAACGAUGAUGUUUCUUCAGUAAAUGUUGUUUCGAGUGGACUGGAUACGAAGAAGAGUCCUCUGGCCACCGUCACCCGUGAGUACGUGCUCUCCGCCGCUCGCCUAGAACUCUUGCACGUGGGCUGCGAAACCGCUAUGCUUCACGUCGAUAGUGAACCUCGAAAAGUCAUUCAAGACUUAGUGCAAAGCUUGAUUGCGUACGGUUGCUUCGCGGCCGCCAAGACGCUUUGCACCGCGUGGUUGGAUGGCGAAAAGCUCACGUCUUCGCUCGCUUUAAUCGCUGGUGCCAUGGCGGCGCGCGCGAGCAUGGCUCAAGUUGGCGAUGCGUCCGUCCUGCAAGCCGAACAAGACGCUGCGUUGAAGCGUUGGAACGCUCGAGCAAGCGACUUGCAAGCGAUCGCGGGAUUAAUCGGGGUCGAAGCGCCGGUCACGUCCGUCGACACGUACUGGAACGAGUUGCGCGCCUUUGUCGAGCGCUUCGACGCGCCGGAACGCAACUUUGCCCUCUCUGAAGCCACCGCUCGGUCGAUUCUCGCUGUCAACGCCAAGCUAGCGCUCCCGAGCUGGCUCAUCAAACGUUUUGUCAACCCUACUGCGCUUUUCAGCGGCGGUGGUAUGGCAAGACGCGGGGCGGAUCCCGCGGCGCUCUUGCGCAUCUACCUCGCGUUCAACCGCGCCGAGGACGCCGCUCAGUUGGCGCUCAAAGAACUCUCGUUCUGGGCCAAGCGCUCGGCCAUCGACCGCACCGCGCACGCUGCGUGCUGGUUCCCGAUGGAUUUGAUCUUCGACGCGCGCGAUCGUUGUGCGAACGACGAUUCUCUUCAACAGCUUUGCGACGCGUUGAGCGCGGCGAUUUCGUCUCACGAGGCUCGCUUGAAGACGGACACGCAAAUGCUCGCCCAAGCGGCGUAA
This is a messenger RNA of Ostreococcus lucimarinus CCE9901, 4488 nucleotides long. RefSeq lists its product with no specific name. NCBI's taxonomy places the organism in Eukaryota, Viridiplantae, Chlorophyta, Mamiellophyceae, Mamiellales, Bathycoccaceae. Gene Ontology annotation, molecular function: structural constituent of nuclear pore. The record is from RefSeq and is a predicted model, not a curated record. The coding region runs from base 1 to 4488 and encodes 1495 amino acids. The transcript has a single exon. Gene Ontology annotation, cellular component: nuclear pore.